Molecule: messenger RNA, 310 nt
Organism: Arabidopsis thaliana (thale cress)
Lineage: Eukaryota; Viridiplantae; Streptophyta; Magnoliopsida; Brassicales; Brassicaceae
Product: Aminotransferase-like, plant mobile domain family protein
Exons: 2
Coding region: 50-310 (86 amino acids)
Biological process (GO): meristem development; meristem maintenance
Source: RefSeq, marked reviewed
AAAUGAUCUAUCUUCCAGUGUUUCCUUCAGUGGGUGGAGACUUGCAAACAUGAAGUUCAAGCGUUGGGCUAGAAAAAUGUCUGCUUUGCACGAACCCAUAUGGAGAAAAGCUGGGAUCUUUGAAGCAGUUAAUGCAUCCACAUACAAGAUCCACAAAAACACAGAUCUCGUUCUUGGUGUUGCUGAGAAAUGGUCUCCCGACACCAAAACCUUCGUUUUCUCUUGGGGUGAAGCUACAAUAACACUUGAAGACGUUAUGCUCAGGAAAGAAGAUUAUGGAGAGGCUAAAGAACGCAUGGCAGACGAUUAA